Messenger RNA from Xenia sp. Carnegie-2017, 539 nucleotides. RefSeq names its product centromere protein X-like. Bases 99 to 335 code for a protein of 78 amino acids. Gene Ontology annotation, molecular function: protein heterodimerization activity. Gene Ontology annotation, biological process: replication fork processing; DNA repair; kinetochore assembly. The transcript has 6 exons. Gene Ontology annotation, cellular component: Fanconi anaemia nuclear complex; FANCM-MHF complex. The record is from RefSeq and is a predicted model, not a curated record. NCBI's taxonomy places the organism in Eukaryota, Metazoa, Cnidaria, Anthozoa, Malacalcyonacea, Xeniidae.
AAGCAUUAUAUUAUUGAUUAUUCAAAUUCAAACUCAUAUUGACUCAAAUUAUUUGCCCAACUUUAUUUCACUUGAUUAUCUGACAUCUCUUUGCUUUCAUGGCUGAAGAAAUCACCUUUAAAAUUGAAACCAUUAAUAAACUACUCCAUGAGCACUUUAAAGAUAAAAAAACGAAGUUGACCGAAGAUGCAUUGAAAUUGAUGGCAGAAUUCUUACGAGUUUUUGUUGCAGAAGGUGCUGCAAGGGCAGGUCAUCAAGCAAAGACAGAAUCAGCUGCUACUGUGGAGAUUGAGCAUUUAGAGAAAAUUCUUCCUCAAUUACUUCUUGAUUUUUAAUCCAUUUUCAAUGGUACACCUUUUAUGCUCCUAAUGAAAAGAUCUAUAUAUACAUAUGAUGAAUGCUAAUCAUUUUACUGGGAUUGAAGAUAUUUAUGUGUUACCAUUCCUUUGUUAUAAAGAAUGCAUUUGUAAAUUUUCCCAGUUAGUGUUGUCUACAUUUGUAGAAAAACGUAGAAAACAAUAGAUUUCAAAGAAACGUAA